AUGGCUGCUGCGCUGGGGAGGCUCCUGCGGGCCGCGGUGCCCGCCGCCGCUGCUGCCGCCGGGAAGAGGCUGACGGCGCGGCCCCUGCCCUGCGCCCGGCGCCACUUCAGCCUCGGCUCCUCGCGGUUUGCUCCAGCGGUUACACAACAUGCCCCGUUUUUUAAGGGAACGGCCGUUGUUAACGGAGAGUUCAAGGAGCUGAGCCUGGAUGAUUUCAAGGGGAAAUACCUGGUCCUCUUCUUCUACCCCCUGGACUUCACCUUUGUCUGCCCCACAGAAAUUGUGGCUUUCAGCAACAAAGCAAAUGAGUUCCGUGAUGUGAACUGUGAUGUGGUGGCAGUUUCUGUGGAUUCUCAUUUUUGUCAUCUGGCCUGGAUAAAUACUCCACGAAAGAGUGGCGGUUUGGGCAAAAUGAAUAUUCCAGUUCUGUCGGACCUCACCAAACAGAUCUCCCGGGAUUAUGGUGUGCUGCUAGAAGGACCUGGCAUAGCACUAAGAGGUCUGUUCAUCAUUGAUCCAAACGGGAUCAUCAAGCAUCUAAGUGUCAACGAUCUCCCCGUGGGUCGUAGUGUGGAAGAGACUCUCCGCUUGGUGAAAGCAUUCCAGUAUGUGGAAACACACGGAGAGGUUUGCCCAGCAAACUGGACUCCAGACUCCCCUACAAUCAAACCAAGCCCAGAAGGUUCUAAAGAAUAUUUUGAGAAAGUGCAUAAAUAAACACACAAAUUAUGUGGACAAAAUGUAGGUACCAUAAACUGAAGACAUUAGGAAGCAAGCUGUGAUUGUUAAAAAAAAAUAAAAAUAUAAAAAUAAAUCCAAGUUCUUAUUUUCUGAUGCUUAGUAAAUAUUUCAACAUUUAAUUUUGUUGACUCCUUUGUCUUGUUUUAAAAGGAAGGGUAAAAGUAAGGCUUUUCCUCCCUGCUUUUGCAACUUAAUGAAUUUCUGUGGCUACUUGUUUCUGAACAGGACAAGUACAUAAAAUAUAGUUGUGUUGGGUUUUUCUUCUUUCCCUUACUAGCUUUGAACCAAUGUCACGUGUUUUCUUUUCUCACAUGAAAAAUAAAAUUUCUUAAGUGUUUGAAACAAUGGGGGCAAUACAGAAAAUAGAAUUUUGGUUUUAAUCAGUUUUGCAAAAGAAGAGAUGAAUGUAACAAAAAAGCACACAGGUUCAGUGUGUAAAUGCACUAUGACUUGAAAUGAAUGUAUGUGCCAUUUUAAUCCUGCAUAUAGCUGAAGAUGCAGUGCAGCUAUGCCAGGAGCAUUAACAAGCAUGAAAAACUUGCAUUCUGCUUGGGAGCUGGUAAAAACUUGAAUCCCAGUAGUAUACUUCUGGAACUUUAAAUGACAACCUUCUAUCAGUUGAAGCAUUGCUUACUUCCUUGAAUCUGUCUCCAGGAAGAACUGAAGGUGAAGUGGUGUACUGUUUGAAAACCAUGUAGCCUGCCUCUAGCUCUCAUAAUAAACCUUCAUGUU
This is a messenger RNA of Indicator indicator, 1473 nucleotides long. It is a transcript of the gene PRDX3, whose product is annotated as peroxiredoxin 3. Bases 1 to 717 code for a protein of 238 amino acids. Gene Ontology annotation, cellular component: mitochondrion; cytosol. Lineage: Eukaryota; Metazoa; Chordata; Aves; Piciformes; Indicatoridae. The transcript has 7 exons. The record is from RefSeq and is a predicted model, not a curated record. Gene Ontology annotation, biological process: cell redox homeostasis; hydrogen peroxide catabolic process; cellular response to stress. Gene Ontology annotation, molecular function: thioredoxin peroxidase activity.